Molecule: messenger RNA, 7035 nt
Organism: Vespula vulgaris
Lineage: Eukaryota; Metazoa; Arthropoda; Insecta; Hymenoptera; Vespidae
Product: TBC1 domain family member 14-like
Exons: 1
Coding region: 353-2272 (639 amino acids)
Source: RefSeq, a predicted model, not a curated record
AGGUAGUGAUCGCCGUCAAUACAUGCUAUUCUGCCAAAAAUUCACGCAAUUUCUUCAUCUUGUAUUUAUAUCGAUGAUUUAAUUGGGGCAAUCAUUGAAUUAAUAUAAUUAGUAUGUUAUAUAAAAAAAAAUUGGAUAAAAUGGUACAAGUCGAUAUGAAAGUCACAAUGUAACAGCUGUUUCAAGUAUGACAGAUCGUAUAUUGGGUGUUGCCAAGUCGAAUGGAUGUACAAAUCAAAGCAUUGUUACGAAUUAUGAUAUCGAUGCUAUGACUACGGAGGAAAACUAAACGAUUAAAGAGAAUGCAUAAACAGAAAUUAACGAGUGUCACAUUCAAUGAUUUAUCGUGUGAAUGGGUUGUCGAGAAGAUUAUCUACGUGUUGAUAAGGUUAGGACAAACCUAUCAGCCAUGAAGACUCCUGUAUCUCAACAUUUAAAUGGGAGUAAUGGUCAGAGUGUUGCGUCUGAAAAGACAGCAUCAUAUUUGAUAUCACGUUAUAACAAUCCAUCCAAUAAUUAUCAUGUUUUAAAAGUGGCUGGACGUGAUUCCAAUUGUUACAUUGCCAAUAACAUUGCUCCAAAAAUAGGCAAACAGCAGUUAGUAUCAUUGAAUGGUGAUUCUGUAAGUUGUAACAGUGUGAAUGUAAACGAGGCUUUGGCAUGUGAUGUAGUUACUAUGCCAGCGGUAAAGACAAAAGCUUUAUGCGUACACAUUCGUGAAAAUAAAUGGUACGAUGCUGGCAAUGUAGUUUCUGUAGGGGUAGCAGGAACUAGUCUAAGUCAUGCCUUGGAGAGUAUGUCUUUGGCUUAUAAUCCUACUACAAAACAGAUAUAUUCUAUGGAAGAAAACGAUAUGCAUUACGACUGUAAAUCUCAGUAUCUAGAAUCUCCAUGUAAUGACAAAGAAUUGUCAGCUAGUAUAGUGUCAAAAAUUGAUGGAGAUAAAUAUAUGAAACUUGAAAGUGGCAGUGCAAAUAGUAGUCCUAGAAACAGUUUACCUCGUUCAUGUAGCAGUACAGUGUCUUCCCUUAGCGAAGUAUCACCUUCAGGAAGUUUCUUAGGAUCAGAUGAACAACAUAUUGUCGUAGAUAAACAAGAAAAAUCAAAGCGCUGGGGAUUAAAUACAUUGUUUGCAAAAAAUGUCUUUUCUUGGAAGAAUAAAGGUUCUCAACAAUCAACUCCUACAGGUAGCCCAUCGAGAAAUAUUGACAAAGUAGGAGGAAGUUUAGCUCUAAUACAACAGCCCAGACCAGCGAACUUACCUGCAAAGAAUGCUUUGGAGGAGGAACGUCAUCGUAAGCAAUACACUGCAAUUUUAGAAGCUGCUCGUAAAAGGGAGUUACGCGAAGAAAAAGAACGUAAACAACAAAGGGAACAGCAACUGAAGGAAGAAGAAAGAUUAGCUGAAGAUUCCCAUACAUGGAACGUUCAUGUGCUACCCAAGUUUGAAAGCGUUAAAGAUACAAAGAAAGUACGCGAACUAUGGUGGCGCGGUUUGCCACCAAGUGUGCGAGGCAGAGUGUGGAAAUUAGCUAUUCAGAAUAGUUUAAAUAUAACGCCACAUUUGUAUAAUCUUUGCUUGGACAGAGCAAUGUCUAAUCCCACAAAUGAAUCGUUAGCGGCGAUCAAAUUAGAUGUAUCUCGUACCUUUCCUACCUUAUGUGUCUUUCAAGAAGGUGGACCACUAUCAGAUAGCCUUCAAGGUAUUUUGGCAGCCUACGCCGUUUAUAGACCAGAUGUUGGCUAUGUGCAAGGAAUGAGUUUUGUGGGUGCUGUAUUAUCAUUAAAUAUGGAGCCCUCAGAUGCCUUUGCCUGCUUCGCUAAUCUCUUAAAUCAUCCUUGUCACAGAGCCGCCUUUACCUUGGACCAAAAACGAAUGAAUGUGUAUUACAAGGUAUAUUCAAGCGCGCUUGCACAUAAGCUGCCAAAAAUAUUUUCUCAUUUCACAGUAGCUGGUCUUAGUCCAGACCUGUACCUGUUAGAUUGGUUGUAUACUAUAUAUGCCAAAGCAAUGCCUCUUGAUGUUGCAUGCAGGAUCUGGGAUGUAUUCCUCAGAGACGGCGAAGAGUUCCUUUUUAGAACGGCGCUCGGCGUAUUACAUUUGUAUCAAGAAGAAUUGUUGAAAAUGGACUUUGUACAUGGAGCGCAAUUCCUUACCAGAUUGCCUGAGAACCUGCAGGCAGAAGCUUUGUUUAACAGUAUUAGCCAAAUGUCUACUACUGUUGGAACUACAACAUUCCAGCAAAUGUUGAUACAGUUUUCUUCAGUGUGAUUUUCUAGCUCUAUUUAAGAGCUAUUUCAUUUAGUUCAUAAUUGUACAUUGCACAGAAAAUUUCUUCUUUUCUAGUGAAUCUGAUGAAGAAUAGUGUGUGAAAAUUUUAAAUAUAUGAUGUAUUUAAAUUUCGAUGAUGUCAAAGUGAGUAAUAAUGUUGCAUGCAGUAUGAAAGUAGUAAAAAUAAGCAUAUUAUUGUGUGCUUGAAUACUUGCAAGAAUCACUCUCUUAUAUAUCUGUAAAAUCUGUAUAUAUAGGUAUAUGUAUAUUUGACAUUGUUUUUGAUGUUUAUUUUAUCAACAAUAGAUAUUACAGUGUAUCUGAAUUUCUAAAUAGCUAAUCAAAAUAUUUAUACAACUUAUGAAAAUUCGAAAUCUUAUCAUAAUAAUGUUAAAUGUUGGUGCUUCUUAUACUAAUUCUUUAUCCUUGCAUAAGAUUAAUUUAAGAUGCAAUUGAAAGAAAGUUUCUCAAUGAAUAGUGAGAAAUCUAUUCUUGUUUAUUGAUAUAUAUAUAUAUAUAUAGAUAGAUAGAUAUAUAGAUACCAUAUUUUAUGAAUGUAAUGUGUUAAUAAAAUGCAUACAUUCAUAUAUAGGAGAAUAAAUUAGUGAAUUUGAGAGGAGAAAUAUGCAUAAAAACCGAAGCACACAAUUUACAGACUGGUGCAAGUAUUAUCUGAGGCAAUUGAACAAAUAUUCUAGAUAAAAAAAGUUAUAUUACUGUAUGGUAUAAAAAACAUAUUUUGAAAUAUUGUCCACAAUAUUAGUGGCAAUACAUACUAUCUUUUACAUAUGCAUAAUAAUUUAUCUUUAUUAUGCAUAUUUCAAUAUUAUUAUAAACAAGUAAGUUUUAUAUAUAUGUAUAUGUAUAUGUAUAUGUAUAUGUAUAUGUAUAUGUAUAUGUAUAUGUAUAUGUAUAUGUAUAUGUAUAUGUAUAUGUAUAUGUAUAUGUAUAUGUAUAUGUAUAUGUAUAUGUAUAUGUAUAUGUAUAUGUAUAUGUAUAUGUAUAUGUAUAUAUAUAUAUAUAUGUAUGUAUAAGUGAAGACAAAUGGGUGGGAAUAUUAACAUAAUAUUCUAUAAUAAUGCUCUGUGGAAUAUACUACAAUUGAUUUUAAUGUGCAUCAUUGAAAUGAAAAGUUACAAAAAAAAAAAAAAAACGAAAAUUUCGUUUCGAUUUUUUUAACAGAAUGUUCGAAUGAUUUCAUCCGUCGAUUUGUAUAAUCGUAUUUAAUCAUCUUCCAUGUGUUUGUGGAUUUACUAGAAGUUGAAUUAGUAAUCUGAAAUAACCUUGUACUCUCGAUAAACUAUAAGUAAGCUAUAACGUAUCUCUCUCUCAUUGAAGUAUUUUAUAGUAAUUAUGUAUAAUAUUUCACUUAGCACUUUGCUGUACAGAUACUGAGUUACGAAUACGCAGAGACUUAUAAUCCCGUCUUUUAAGUGGCCUUUCUAAUGAAGAUAAGAUAAAUUCAAGAUUUAGGAAUCAAAGAUCUUUCUAUGUAAUCAUUGAGCUUUAUUGGAAAAAAGGAAUCUCAUAAACAUAUUUUCUUACAACGUACCUACAAUAAGCUUAUUGUAUGUGCUUGUUGCGUAGGUAUUUCUUUCUUUGCCGAAACAAUAUCUUUUGAGGUAAGAUGAAUUUUUAUCUUUUCUUUUAGGAAGCAUCGUUUGUUUUAUUUUACUGUAUUAUUAUUAUUAUUUUUAAUUAAUAAUAUGCCCGAGUUAUUUGUGUAGCUUUCGUCUUUUCUUUUUUUUUUCUGUAAUUUUUUCUAGGGACGAAAAUAAUUGCGAUAGAUAGUAUAGAUCAAUAAUCGAUCAUCCUAUAUAGUUUUAAUAUUAAAAUAAUUAAAAUCACAAGCACAUCGCAAUAACUUUAUGCAUAGCAUGGCUUGAAAGCUUCAAGUUAUGAAAUUCUAAUAUAAUACAUACACGAUAGAAAACUAUGUAAGAGGUAACUACGUCGUAUCUAGACGAUCAUUUUUUUCCUUUUCGUGAAAAUGAAGAUAAAAAUCAUGAUUCUUCUAUUCUUUUUGACUAUAGAAUUCUAACGUAACUUUUAAAGCGAAGCUAUACAUGGACUAUUUUAAUUUCAACGCAGCGUAUAUGUAUAUGUAAAUAUCGAUUCGCACGAACACAUCCAUAUACAUACCUACACAUACUCACAUAGAAAGUAUAUUUUAUGAAAUGCUCCUUUAUCGGCACGCUUCUAACGAAACUUUAUAAAUGCAAUUGAAGAAUAGUGGAAAAGUUUAUUAGAUUGGAACUAUGAGCAAUGGUACCAUAGUUGAUGUCCUAGUUUUUACUCGACAAUACUUCCAUUCCAUCCACUAUUCCAAAAUUACUAAUUAAACGAUUGUGCUAACAAGACUUUAAUAAGCUCUUUGGUGUAAAUACAAAUACCUACGACCAUAAUACCAAUAAGUACGAAGCACAAAUUAAUUCAAUAUUUUAUCGUUUAUUAAUACGAUCGCAAACGAUUAUUAUAAUCUAUGACUAUCUUUAAAGAAUCAUCAAAGUCAAAGUGUAUCUCUGCAUGUACGAACAUCUCGCUACCGAUUUCCUUAUGCGAUUGGUAUAUCGUUAAACGAACGAAAUCCCUCUUCAAGAGAUAUAAAUAAUAAUCUAUCGAUGCUUAGAAAUAAACAUGUGCCGUAACGUUAAUAAUAUCCAUGAUACGACAACGCAAUAUUUCUUCGAAUCUACUAUGUUGCAUAUCAACAUAUAUUUAAAUCCUCGUAAUCCUCGACUAUGUUUAAAAUGGUGCUUCGAUGAAAAAAAAAAAAAAUAAAAUAAAAUAAAAUAAUAAUAAUAAUAAUAAUCUCGUAUACAUGUAUUUUUCAUCGUAUAUUAUUAUUAUAGGUAAAACGACAUAAUAUUUUCAAUUUGUUUCGACGUCACGAAGGAUAAAUAAAAUAAGAGGCAUUUAAGUACAUUACGUGCGAAAGUUAAGAACUCCUUUCACGACGUACGUAUAUGUGUAUGUACAUAAAUACCAAAGAUUAUACUUACAAUCUUUCCGAAAAAAUGUGUAUCGAACUUAUCCUCUAUCGAUCAUCUUCGCGAUAGCUUUCUAACGUUAUAUACAAAAAAUUUGAGGCAUAUAUUUCAUCGAUUUAUGACGCUAACAAUGAUAAUGAUAAUGCAACGAUCUUUGUAAAAAGAAAGGAAAAAGGAAAAUUGAGAAAAAAAAACAAGUACGAUAUCGAACACCAUUCUAUGUCCUGUCAUUGAAUAUUAAACGAUAUAUUUUAUCUACUUAAAUAGGCAUUGUCAUUAUCACGUAAUAAGCAGCAUUAUUCGUUCAUCGAACAUAAUAUUAUAACAAUGUGCCAAGUGUUUUACGAAUAUUAAUGGACGGUUCUAUUGUAAAAGGAGCGCAAAGAAUCAGCUAAUCUUUGUGCACUUCUUCGAAACGACGGGCGUAUAUACAUGGUGCAUUAUUCUAGUUAUUCUUUUUUUUAACGAGCGAAUUACAUUUAAAAAUUGUCUACGUCUACGGAAUCAUAAUUAUCGAUUUAAUAAAUAUAUACAUACGUAAAUGAAACGUACACGUGAGUGUGUAAAGUGAAAACAAGAGAAAAAAAGAAAACAGAAAGAAACCAAAACAAACAUGUGCGAUAUAAACACACGUGUGACGUCAAGAUACCGGUAGACUCAUUCACGAUUUUCGUGUAAACGAGAGAGGCUCGUAAAAGAAAAAAUAGAGGAAACUAAAUAUUUUAUAUAUCGAUUAGCAAUCACGAUUGAAAUUUUCGUCGCAGUUUAUCGAUUUUCGAACGAAUCCAACGAUUUAACUACGUACGUACGAUCGGAAACGAGGCUUUUUCAUCGCGAUCUUCUUUCGAUGAUGUACCUACCUGUAUCUUGCAAUCUUCGUUCGAACGUUUAGUCCGAUCAUUGAAAGAUAGAAUCGAUAAUCUCUAUUAGCUAGAAUCUCUUUCACAAGUGCAAAGUCUCAAAGGGAAAAUGCACUAAACGGCAUGCUUAACACUAACAUGACACUUCUGUGUUCCUUGUCGUUAGUGCCUCAGUAAAGGAACUCAUUAUAUAUAUUUUUGACGCGUUUUAUCGUGUACAAUUACCUUAAGUGCAAUACUGUAAUAUAUAUUUUUUAAAGGAAUCGAACCCAAUAUUUAUUUUGUCAAACGUGCGCAUCGAUGUAAGGCGAUGUGGGUGUACUUCGAGACGGUACCUCCUCUUGGACGAGUUUCUACAAAGUUUUCGCAUUGGAGAAUGUCGUGUACGAUCGAGAGAAACGAACAUUGGACUUGUUCUAAGGAACGACGAACGACGAAUGAACGAACGAACGAACGAACGGCUAUUUUUCCUCUUUGAGAAUCUGUCGAUUAUAACGAUGUCAUUCUUAUUCGAUAUCUCUUACAUACGCCUCUCUCGAAGUAUACUCAUUAUAUUAUUGUAAUAAGUAUUACAGUAACCUGAUGAAUACUACUACUCUGUACAUAAAUACGUAUGUGCUUGCUUCCUAACUUAAAAAAAAAAAAAAGAAAAAGAAGAAGAAAAAAGACAAAAAAAAUAAAUAAAUAAACAGAAGUGAAAUACGAAGAGGAUUAACUGGCGUAUCGCUAAAUAUAUAAACACAUAAACGACGAUUUUUAUAUCAUUAACGAACGACAAAGAUAUUAAUAUUAUUAUAUAUCGAUGAUAUGUAAACGUGUACGCGCGCGCGUGGUUACAUCGUAAUACCAGCGACAUAUCUCUAUGGAUGACUUUUGUUUCGCAUAUGAAUAAAUUACGUCUUACGAUAUCGAA